UUUACUCUAUUUCAAACCUAUGCCGACAUUAAAAAGGUACUCUCAUGGCUGGAUCCUGAUGGUUUGAGUAAGGAGUCUCUCGAAGAAAAGGCUUAUGCCGUGAACUGCUCUGAUGUAAGUCUGGAACGAAUCUGGAGUCACAUCGAUGUAUUUGCUGUGGGACACUUCCUUGGUUGGGCUAUGAAAGCAUUGCUCAUACGACACGGAAUACUGUGCUGGUAUAUAAGUAUCGCGUGGGAACUCACUGAGUUUUUCCGAAUGCGGCAGUUUCACUGGGAGAGUAUCAAGGACAUUAAGUCACAUCGUGGACGCUUCAAACGUGCUGUGAUGCAGUUCACCCCGGAAAGUUGGACGGAACUGGACUGGUUCAACUCGACUGCUCUAAGAAGAACUAUGGCUGUAUAUGUGUCUGCUGAUUUGGGCUGGAAUUUCUCUACAGCUUACACACAGAUCCUUUUUUGGUGA
Messenger RNA from Cooperia oncophora, 465 nucleotides. NCBI's taxonomy places the organism in Eukaryota, Metazoa, Nematoda, Chromadorea, Rhabditida, Trichostrongylidae. The record is from the annotation of a GenBank genome assembly.